UCCAAGGGGAGGUGGGAGCCACUGCAUGCUGCCCUACAGGCAUUCGAAGACCCCCGCCCCCCCCGCCUCCCCAUCCUGCCCCCCACCCCCAACAGGCAGAGUGGCCACAUUCCUGGAUACACAUUCCUGGUCGAGGCCGCUGCCAGCCACCACCCUCCCUCCACCCAGCACAAGGACUGCUGCCCAGGCAGCCGCUUCCUGCAACAGUAGCCACAGGGGGAGGGGCUCAGAUGAGCCUGGGCCCAGCCAGGAGCCCCAGGCCCCCUUGCAGCAGGACCCUCUGGGCUCUGCCCCUCUGCACCUGCCCACCCAAGACCUGCAGACCUGAAUGCUCCCAGCAAGCGCGUCUGGGGGACGCACCCAUUGCUAGCAAUGCCCUUCCUUCUCCCCGCGCGGGGUGUGGGGGUUUCUCCAGUGUCCCCAGGUCUACACGGACAUUUCAUAACCGGGCAGACCCUGGUGGGGAACCUGGUGGCAGGGGUGGGGAGGGGCAUGAGGUGGUUUCUCCGGCACAGAGGAGCAGCACGAGCCAGGAAAGCAGGGAGGGCGCCAGGCAGAGGGCAGGGUUUGUGCCAGCCCUGGAGGGUGCAGCUGAUGCCAGGCGGGGGCAGGUGCAAGACAGCCAGGCUGUGCCCCCAGGGGACCCCGGGGUGUAAAUGUGAGUGGGGCUGAACUCCAGCCCCUCAGUGCCCCUCUGUGCACCCCCCUGCCCCGCAGGCCUGGCACAGAGGAGCCAAGUGCACAUGGGAGGGAGAGACAGACAGGGUGUGGCCAGGCGCUGAGGCCAGGGCAGCUGGGUUGACUUGGUCAUGCCAGAGGAAAAGGUUGGGGUCAUGGGUCCCAUCUGACCCUCCAGCCUCUGCUGAGGAGUAGAGAAGGGGAUGACGUAGCCCUAGAACCACCUAUAAGGGGGCUCCCACUUCCCCUGCAUCCCCCGGAGACAGCAAGAUGCUCCAGGCCCCUGCAGUGUGGCGGGAGAAGGCUGAGGGACGCAGGGCCCCUGCUCCAGCGGCCUCCAGGGGCUGGGAGGCGGGGAGGAGGGCGGGCCUGCGCGGGGGAGGGGCCGCCACUGCUAUAAAGGCCGGGCCUGCAGCCCCCGCUGCAGCCCGGGACGCACACGUGCGCGCGGCGCACCGCCACCGUGGGCGCCCCAGACCCGCGCCUCCCCGGCCCGGGCGCCCGCCCACGAGGCCCGGCGGCAUGCGCUGCGCGCAGAGGAGCUGACGGCGGCGGCCAGCCGAGUCCUUCGCCAUGCUGCGCUCGGCGCCGCCUGGCCGCUACCUGUACCCCGAGGUGAGCCCGCUGUCGGAGGACGAGGACCGGGGCAGUGAAAGCUCGGGCUCCGACGAGAAGCCCUGCCGCGUGCACGCGGCGCGCUGCGGCCUCCAGGGUGCCCGGAGACGGGCCGGGGGCCGUCGGGCAGGGGGCGCCCCGGGCCCUGGGGGCCGGCCGGGCCGGGAGCCCCGACAGAGGCACACAGCAAACGCACGGGAGCGGGACCGCACCAACAGCGUGAACACUGCCUUCACGGCGCUGCGGACGCUCAUACCCACCGAGCCGGCUGACCGCAAGCUCUCCAAGAUCGAGACGCUGCGCCUGGCCUCCAGCUACAUCUCGCACCUGGGCAACGUGCUACUGGUAGGCGAGGCCUGUGGCGACGGGCAGCCGUGCCACUCGGGGCCCGCCUUCUUCCACGCAGCACGUGCCGGCAGCCCCCCACCGCCCCCAGCCCGCGAUGGGGAGAAUGCCCAGCCCAAGCAGAUCUGCACCUUCUGCCUCAGCAAUCAGAGAAAGUUGAGCAAGGACCGGGACAGGAAGACGGCGAUUCGGAGCUAGAGGCUGAUGCCACUGGGCACCCACGGACGGCCCCCACGGACCUGACUCAGGCACAGGCCUCUGCGCAGGAGGGCGCCCUGGGCCCGUGCCACCCCCAGCUCCGAGUGGGGUCGAUGGACAGACAGGGCGGCAGGACUCUGAGCUGGCCACAGCACUUGCCCAGGCCCACUGGAACUUUCCAUGCUGGCUUCCUACCUGGGUUUUCUUCUGGUUACUAUGUGCUGGCAUCUCGUGUCUUUGACACGAUCAUAUAAAGUCUGGAAGUUUUGUACCAUUAAAAAAACCAAAACGGCAUCUUCCAAAGGUGGAAGCACAUGUCCGUGCAAAGGGUCCACAGCCCGUUCUGAGCCCAUCUCUGCCCCCGAGGGAUGGCUCUUUCCAAGUCCUGCCCUCCCCAGACUGGAUGCACCCCUGUCCUCAGGGAAGACCCCGCCUUCCCGGUCUCCAGGCAGAGUGAGAUGCCUUCUGCUGGGGAGCCCAAGGAGACCAGCAAAGGGGGAGGAGGGCAGGACUGAUGGACACAGACAGCCCCUGGGCCCCACUCUCAGGACCUGCACGGCUCCCAGGCAGCCCUGAACAGUGAGUCUGCCACUGCUCAGGGCUUCGUGCCAGACCCUGGGGCCUUGGCACUGCAGCCUGUGGCCGUGGAGCCCCAAGAAAUGGACUUGGGAAACCGAGCAAAGGGCGCUGCCUGGCAGAGGCCUGGAGGCAGCCACCUCCAUGCACCUGGGGGUGCACUCUGCCCAGCCCCGCAUGCGGCCCCUCAGCACUGCCCACACCGGGAGGACCCUGGCCACCUACCACUGUAUCCACCCAACUCCCCCAUCUGCUAAUGAGGAGGGCAAUCCAGGCCCCUCCCCGAGCUGUGCACAGCUGGCCCACCAUUAAAAUC
Molecule: messenger RNA, 2728 nt
Organism: Artibeus jamaicensis (Jamaican fruit-eating bat)
Lineage: Eukaryota; Metazoa; Chordata; Mammalia; Chiroptera; Phyllostomidae
Gene: SCX
Product: scleraxis bHLH transcription factor
Exons: 2
Coding region: 1252-1836 (194 amino acids)
Biological process (GO): regulation of transcription by RNA polymerase II; developmental process
Molecular function (GO): protein dimerization activity; DNA-binding transcription factor activity, RNA polymerase II-specific; RNA polymerase II transcription regulatory region sequence-specific DNA binding
Source: RefSeq, a predicted model, not a curated record